Molecule: messenger RNA, 872 nt
Organism: Xenopus laevis (African clawed frog)
Lineage: Eukaryota; Metazoa; Chordata; Amphibia; Anura; Pipidae
Product: mitogen-activated protein kinase kinase kinase kinase 4-like
Exons: 8
Coding region: 322-807 (161 amino acids)
Source: RefSeq, a predicted model, not a curated record
GUGAAGAUCGCCAACAUCAGCCGAGAUGAAGAGUCAGUCUGCAGGGAGCUGAAGUUUCUCCAGCAGUUCGGCGGCCACAAUAACAUCGCCUCUUACUAUGGAGCCUACUACAGGGCUCCACUCACGGAGUGCUCAUCGGAGCUCUUGGAAAUUGUUCUCGAGUACUGUGGUGGAGGCUCUCUCCAUAACCUCAUCCACAAGACCAAUGGCCAAUCCCUGAAGGAGACCUGGAUCGGCUAUGUCUGCAAGGAGGUUUUAAAGGGGCUGCACCACAUCCACAAGAACCGGGCCGUUCAUAGAGACAUCAAGAGCCUGAACAUCAUGCUCACAGAGACGGCCAGAGUCAAGAUCAUCGACUUUGGAAACAGCUGGAACCUGGACCCGCAGACAGGAUUGUGCCAUGAAGCAGACGGGACUGCACAUUGGAUGGCACCCGAGGCCAUAAGGCAGAAGGGCCAGCGCCUGGCGUACGACACCAAAUGUGACAUCUGGUCGCUGGGGAUAACCGCCAUCGAAAUGGCCGAAGGAAAACCACCAUAUGCAGAUAUAUACCCUGUGGAGCAGCUGAUUAGAGAAGCCCAACCACCGAAGCUUCAAUCAGACAGAUGGUCACAACGUUUUGUGUCCUUCUUGGAUUCCUGUCUGAAGAAGGAUCCUUCAGAGAGAGGGAGUGCUGAAGAACUCCUGCAGCACCCAUUCAUCACCCAACUGACACCUAAGAAGAUCAUCAGGGCUGAGAUUGGAGAACAUCUCCGGACUCUGCAGAACCGGCCGGCCAAGAAAGGUGAGGGAAUCCAUUAUAUUUGAUACGACUGCACCAUCACACAGUGUAACAUCUGCAAGAGUUGGUUUUAUUAUAAUGGCACUGGGAA